This is a messenger RNA of Tribolium madens (black flour beetle), 4526 nucleotides long. RefSeq names its product calsyntenin-1. Lineage: Eukaryota; Metazoa; Arthropoda; Insecta; Coleoptera; Tenebrionidae. Gene Ontology annotation, biological process: positive regulation of synapse assembly; positive regulation of synaptic transmission; homophilic cell-cell adhesion. The transcript is spliced from 9 exons. Gene Ontology annotation, cellular component: cell surface; postsynaptic membrane. The record is from RefSeq and is a predicted model, not a curated record. Gene Ontology annotation, molecular function: amyloid-beta binding; calcium ion binding; kinesin binding. The coding region runs from base 165 to 2918 and encodes 917 amino acids.
GAAGGGAGACAGUCAAUGAAAACCUAGCCGUCCAUGACGACACAAUUUAGUGAGUCGCUAUGAAAAUCGUGUGUUUAUCAUAAAAAAGCGAGUUGUGGUGUGUGCCCCCCGUGCGCGUAGAACUCCAUCAGAAGACGUUCGUUGAUUGUCGCCUCGUCGUCGAAAUGUUUUGGUUCGCGAUCUGUGCCCUCCUGCUGACACCCAUCGCCUCGACGGAGCCGUUCGACGAGUACACAGCCCCCAAAUUGGACGUGGACAAUUUGGAAAACGGUUAUCACGGCCUUGUCAAAGAGAACGAGACGUUGGUCGAAGUGACGCCGGCGAUACGCGCCAUCGGCGAACAAGUUUGCAGUUUUCGCAUCGUAAACAAACACCAUGGAGAGGCUCCUUUUGAGAUUGUCUCGAAAGAAGACGGCUAUGCCGAACUCAGGGCAAGGAGGGUGCUCAACUGCGAGAAAAGGAGGAACUACAAGUUCGACAUAGCCGCCGUUGGCUGUAACGGCAAGCAGAGCGUCAGUGCCACCGUUCACAUCACAGUCUCUGAUGUGAACGAAUACGCACCGACUUUCUCCGAACCGAGCUACGUAAGACAAGUCGAUGAAGGACGAAUCUACAGCGAGAUUGUCCGUGUGGAAGCCACUGAUCGUGAUUGUACGCCGAAAUUCGGCGACGUUUGCAAAUAUGAGAUACUCACUUCGGAUCAGCCGUUUGUCAUCGACAUGGAUGGAGUUAUUCGGAAUACAGAGCCAUUGGAUUAUGAGAGGUCGCAUAAUCACAUACUCAGCGUCGUGGCUUACGACUGUGGAAUGCGUCAAAGUUUGCCUGUCAUGGUCACCAUCAAAGUCAACCGUGUCUGCAGACUCGGCUGGCGAGGACUGCCGGAAAGAGUCGAUUACGCUCCUACCACCGGCAAACAGGAAUUGUUCCCUUCGGCCAGCUUGGAAUUGUGCGACGUUCCAUGUAACGUGAGAGAAUUACGAACGAGGGUUGAUUUAGCCACCAGACAUAUCGGUAAGGGUUGCGAUCGUGACACGUACAGCGUCCAGUCUCAACGUAAAUUAUGCGGGGCUUCCCCGUCGGCUAUUGAUCUACUUCCGAGUCCAGGAGUCGGUGCCGAAUGGACGAAACCGUUGAUUUCCGACGAGGGACAUGAAUCGGAUCAGAUGUUCGAGUUUGACGGUUCUAGCACUGCCGUAUCCAUUCCGAAUUCGGUUUUGGAUCAUAAUCUGCCGUCUACGUUCACGAUAGCCACUUGGAUGAGACAUGGACAACAUAAUGGACAGGACAAACGGGUCAAGGAACAUAUUUUGUGUUCGGCUGACGACCAUAAAAUGAAUCGCCACCACUACGCUCUCUUCGUCCGCAAUUGCCGCCUUAUCCUCCUCCUCCGUCGCGACUUCUCCGAAGGCGAUCUCAACAUCUUCCGACCGGCCGAAUGGCGUUGGAAAAUCCCUCAAGUAUGCGACGACCAAUGGCACCAUUACGCCGUCAAUGUCCGUUUCCCCGAUAUUGAACUGUUCGUCGAUGGCCAACUCUUCCGUUCCGAGAAGAAGAAUCCGGAAGUUAUCGACGAUUGGCCACUUCAUCCAACUAAAGGCAUCAACACGACGUUGACAGUCGGCGCCUGCUGGCAGGGUUCCGACAACAAGAUGAAGCACCAUCUCAAGGGCUAUCUUGCCGGUUUGAGCGUCCUCGUCGGUGAGACGGAAAAACCCGAAGUGUUGAGUUGUUUGCAUCAGUGCAAGGAGAGUCUUCAAGUGCCAGCGAUGGAAUUACUGCAACCAGGAAUGGAACUGUUAACGAAUUCGGAUCUAACGGAAGUUACAGUAGAGGGAGAUAAUCGUACGAAUUUGGAAACUUUGGUGAGGAAGAUCGGAUAUGCGAAUAGUCGGGAGUUUCCGACGCCCGGAAGGAGGAAUUUGAGGUUGACGACGACGGUUACUUGCGAUAACGGCAAGACAGUUAAGGUGCCUGAUGCGCAAACUUAUGUUAUGGUUUUGAGGCCGCAAACGCCAUCGAUUAAUCUCAACGGGACAGGGAAUAUGGCGAGGAAGUAUGAGGACUUUAGGAUGGGGGUUCGCGUCUUGGCUGACAUCCACAUAUCUGGGGAACAAAAGCUCGACAAAUGCUCCUUAACCAUCUACCCUAACUUGAACCCGGAUCACGAGAAUCUCAGCGUUCCGGAAGAAAUGUUAAAGAGACUCGGAAUGGCAGCUCGAGUAUCAAAAGAUGGCGUUACCAUCACCGGAUCCGACAUGGUCUUCAACUACCAACAAGUACUCAGACAAAUCGUUUACACUAACCGAAAACCCGCCUACUAUCUAAAUCGGGUGUUCAAAUUAACCUGUUCCGAAUUGAACGGAAGAUUCACCUCAAACGAAUACGUGCAAACUCUGACUGUGAUCCAUCCCCAACCUAAAGAACCCAUCGUUGCUCAUGCGACUGUCAAUAAACACAAUGUUGAAUUGCGACCAGCGUCGGUCGUUUCACGCGAUUACAUUCCUUCAGAACAUUUGAAUUUGGUUGCAAGUGGAGGUUCGCAUGCUGUUACAAUAAUCGUCGUAGUAUGCGUCGGAUUUUUGUUGUUUAUGAUUGUAUUGGGGGUGAUCAGAAUCAGGGCGGCUCAUCAUAGAAAUGCAUCGGAGGAGGCGCAGGAUAGCGAGAUGACUUGGGAUGAUUCCGCGCUGACAAUCACCGUUAAUCCGAUGGAGAACGCCGAACGCAAAUUGGAAGGUAACUCUGCCGAUUUCAGUGAAAGCGAUCAAUCAGAUUCGGACAGUUCAUCGGACGACGACAAUAUUGACGGUCCGUGCCGAAUUCCCGACUCUUCAGACGACGAGGAAGAGCAACCGGCUCGUAGUCGUAAACACGACUAUCAAAAUAUCAGCCAACUAGAAUGGGACCAUUCUACGAUGUAAAAAAAAAUUCCAUCUUCAACAAGAGGGGAGGUGAGAUGUUUCAGUGGUGAGUUUUAUUUUUAAUUCGCACCAAUUGAAAUGUCACGGUUCGGAGGCGGUGGUAUAUAUAUAUUAUUAAACAUAAAAUCUAUACGCAAAGGUUUGAGCCGUAUAAGCAAAGCCUUUUCGUACGAAAAAAAUAUAAUAUAUAUUUCGCGGGGCGGUCGUAAAACUAUCAAAAAGGGGAGUUUUACGAACGUGUCGCGAUUGAUAUCAAUAAUAAUCGUCCAUAAUGUUAGAGUUAUACAAGUUGUAUAUCCCUUUCACUUAGCUAUUAGUAUAAAAAAAAGAAAAGAAACAGCUAGGUUAAGGGUGUUGAGGUAGUUUCAACGGAUUCGUUGGAAAUAUCAAACACCCUGUAUUGAUAUAAAUAGCUAUUUCCUUCAUCCUUUCGCUUGGAAUCGCCUGUUUGUUUUCGGUUAUUUAAGGGCAGCCAUAUUGUUUUUAACACGUAGUUAUAAAUGUAAGUUUUACGUUUUUAAGAUAAGAAAGUCUUUCGAUCUUCAAUUCGAAGCUUCGACAAUAAUUCAGCUUGUUUCAUUUAUGUAACUCAGUGAGGUGGCAGCAGCUUUAUCUAAACCGAAAGACUUUCUUCCAAUUUUUUUUUAAAUUAUUGACCUAACUUUUAAGGCCUAGGUUAAAACACAAGUAUUUUUUUUUCCUAUUUUUUAUUGUAUUAAUUAACCUAAACGCUUUAUUUUGUACUUACGUAGUUUUUAAUCACUCACUUCACUCGAACUAUUCCUCGUAUUGUCAUAUCAAAUUUUGUACACUGUUUUUUCGAAUAUUUACGUUCUCAACGCAACAACAACAAAAAAUGAAUUUUAUUUGAUUUUAGAAUCGAUGUUUGUGGACUCUCUCGCACAAGUUUCAUGUCUCUAAAAUAAUAAAACAAAAAAGGUGUACAUAAGGUUUUGCAGCUAAAUAGUAUUUUUUUGUAUCGUAGACGAUGGGUACUUAACGAAUAAAUAAAAUGGUUUAUUUGUUACAAGAAUACGCGGUAAAUUUAAUUAAAAGGAUGCAAUAGUAGUUAUGUAUAAAAGAUGAACAAAUCUAUAUCAUAUUUGCAAUAUGUAAGUGUAUUGUUUUUUGUCGCCAUUUUGUUUAUACGUGUUGGCAUCUUAGAAUAGUAGCUGUGAUGUUGAUGAAAAAAUGAGAAUGUUUUAGUAAAAAAAAAGCACUAUUAGGUUUCGGUUAAUUUGUUUCCGGCCGUUCGACGAUUGAAAUUGUGCGAUUUUCUGGAAUUUUUAUUCAAAAAAAAAAAAUCUCAAAAGUUGUAUAUUUGAUUGUAGAAAGUGUAAUUAUAGUAGGCGGUGUGUCCGAAAAUCGCACUUGUUUUUUUAAGUCGAACUCAGCUGUCAGAUGACUAUUGAAAAAGUAAUAACACUAUUUUUGACAAGUACGUAACAAAACGUUACAUUCCAUGCGUAUAUUUGUAAUCUUUGUAUCUUUAACAGUUACGAGCUUUGUUGUGUGUUUACAAAUCAGAAAUCAAAUAAUCCGAAUAUCUUUAGGUGUCAUACCACAAUAAUUAUGUAAUACAUAAAUGUAUAAUAAAUAACAAAUAUA